GCGCCAAUAAUACCCCCAAUAUCAUCCUCGCCAAGAACAACGACGACGACGACGGCGACGACAACAACACCAACAACAACAACAACAACAACAACAACACCAUCAAUAACAAUAACAAUAACAAUAACAAUAACAAUAACAAUAACAAUAACAAUAACAAUAACAAUAACAAUAACAACAACAACAACAACAACAACAGAAACACAGCGUCCAACGCCCCGAGUGCUGCUAGUCUCAGCCGCAGGAAGCAGUCCAAAAGCCGUAAUGGUACCGCCUCGCCUGGCUAGCCACCCUCGACAUGUCACCUUGCUGACACUGUGCCUAGGCUGCAGUACUUGCAAAGCAAAGCGCCUGAAGUGUGAUGAGAAGAAGCCCACCUGCGACCAGUGUGCCAGGCGUGCUGUGCCCUGCGGUGGCUACAAAAAAGAAUUCAAGUGGAAGCUGUUUGAAGAGCCCACCGGCAAGGCGAGACCGACUGCCAGGUCUCAGAAAUCACGCUUGCCUGCCCAACCCUCCCCGGCAAGCAUCCACUCUGCUGCACAAUACCACCAUGACGCCAGCUCAUCCUACCCUGCCUACUAUGCUCCGCCUCAGCCCUCUGCCCCCUUGAUGCACAACCCGCCCAUCUGUACAUCCUUUUCCCAGCCAUCGUUUACGCCACGGGAAGAUCCCGUCACUGCCCCGGCGCCAUCGGCCUUCCUGACUACCCCUCAGCUGAUAUCACCUGUCGACUCGCAUGCACCAGUCUCUUUGGCAUCAUGUAGCAUGUUUGGCUCUGAGAGCACCGGAAACACCAAGACGACAGCUGGUUCUAGCGUCUCAUCGGGUCAAUCACCCCGUCUGGUAGAUCUCCUUAUGCCAGGGACAGACCUCAGCGUACCUCCAGAGGAGUACUCGUCGUUCCUGACCCAACAUGAAGCCUUCUAUCAGCCCACAGGCUUGACGCCACCACCGCCCAUGGGCGAUGACCAUGGCAUUGAAGAACUAGUGCGCGAGGCUCACCAAGCUCCGGCAACCUGGGUCGUGCGACUGUCUUCUCCUGCCUCGUCAAGCUCAAACGGAUCGUCGCCAGACUCGCCAGAGUUCCGAAUACCUGCUCACAUACCACUGCCACCCUGGUCACCAGACUCUCUAUCUCGGCGCUACCAUCGCGAUACAUGCGGCGUGCUGUCCCUCAAAGACGGCCCCACUGAGAAUCCAUGGCGCACUCUGAUCUGGCCGCUGACCCAAGAAUGCCCGGCACUCUAUCACGCCAUCAUCUCCAUGACGUCGUUCCAUCAGUCCAAAGACACGCCCACCCUACGCAUCCAAGGCAUUGACCAUAUGCGAAGUGCGGUCCAUGCGCUGGCUGCAGGUCUGCAGGACAUGCGCGUCGACGCUGCCAUCUCAACAACCCUCGUACUCGCUUUUGCUGAGUCUUGGGACCAGCACAUCAGCACAGGCAUCAACCACAUCAAAGGCGCAAAGGUGCUGAUCAACCAAGCACUCAUACAGCACCGCCAAAUGCCCCUGCAGGGCGAGGAAUGGGCUCGCUUGAAGUUCCUGUGCAAUACCUGGAUCUACAUGGACGUCCUCGCCCGUCUGACUUCGACCGACGAAGAUGAGACUUAUGAUGUAGACAUGGUCCAAGAAAGUAUCUAUGCAACCGGCGACACAGACUCGACCCUUGAUCCCCUCAUGGGCUGCGCACAUACCCUCUUUCCCAUUGUUGGCCGUGUGGCAAAUCUGGUGAGAAGGGUGCGAAAGUCUGACAGCAAUGGUCCUGAAAUCAUAUCCCAGGCAGCGCAGCUCAAAGCCGGGAGGGGAGUGCAAGGCAGGUGCACAAGCGUUGGGCAGGGUCUAGAGAUGCUGUGCCAGGUGUGCCAGCACGCUGAUUACAGGCGCCCAGGUAGUGCAAGGGGGGGGGGAGGUACUUGA
This is a messenger RNA of Exserohilum turcica Et28A, 1917 nucleotides long. RefSeq lists its product as uncharacterized. Gene Ontology annotation, cellular component: nucleus. The transcript has 2 exons. Lineage: Eukaryota; Fungi; Ascomycota; Dothideomycetes; Pleosporales; Pleosporaceae. The annotation marks the transcript as partial. Gene Ontology annotation, molecular function: zinc ion binding; transcription cis-regulatory region binding; DNA-binding transcription factor activity, RNA polymerase II-specific. The record is from RefSeq and is a predicted model, not a curated record. Gene Ontology annotation, biological process: positive regulation of transcription by RNA polymerase II.